Molecule: messenger RNA, 2226 nt
Organism: Thamnophis sirtalis
Lineage: Eukaryota; Metazoa; Chordata; Lepidosauria; Squamata; Natricidae
Source: RefSeq, a predicted model, not a curated record
GAGAGAGAGAUUGACUGGCCCAAAGACACCCAGCCUUAGGCUUUCAUGGCUAAACUAGAAUUUGGGGAUCCGUUCAUAUUGCUGGGCUGGAGAAUAUGAAGAAUAUAUAGAAAAAGAAGAGGGAACCCUCACCUGUGUUGUGCCCAAAAUUUGGCUCCCAUAACGCAUCUACAUCACUCUGAAGGUCUUGAGAUCCUGUCAUCUUUAACCUGACAAAGGAGCAGUAAAUGAUUAUAUCUGCCACUGGAAAAGAACCUGGGCUGCUUCUGACCACUCAACAGGAGCAGAUGUCAAGCCAAGCACUACUAAGGGAAGGAGGGGAAGGGUCAAAGUUGCCUGAUAAAGAAGAGCUGAACAGAAAGAUUAAAGAGCAAAAAAUUGUAGUUGAUGAAAUUUCCAACUUGAAGAAGAACCGGAAAGUAUACAGACAACAACCAAACAGCAACAUAUUCUUCCUAGCAGACAAAACUCAAACUCUCUCCGAAUGCAAAAUUACUUUAGAUGAACUAAAGAAGGCUCAUCAAGAAAUAGAGAACCCAGAAAAGACCAAGACCAAGAAAUAAAUAAGUCCAGUACAAGUUUACAAUGUGUGGAAUUUGCUGUGUGAUCAGCUUAUCUGCUUAUGCCCCUGGAAGUAGCAUCUUGGAAGAAGAUAUCCUAAAUAAUCUUAAAAGAAGGGGGCCCAAUAGAAGCCAACAACUGGAAAAGGCUGUAUUUCAUAUUCCAUAUUGGUGCUUAUUUUCUGGCCAUGUACUUCAUUUAAGGGGGCCAAUGACUUCGCAGCCAUUGGAAGCCUCUGGUAAUGUAUUCCUUUGGAAUGGAGAAAUCUUCGGUGGGAUUUCUAUGGAAAGGGAAGAGAAUGACACUCAAGUUAUUUUUCGCCGUCUCUGCUCUUGCAAUAGUGACUCUGAUUUUUUGACAGCCCUGUCCUCCGUUCAAGGUCCAUGGUCUUUCAUUUUUUAUCAGGCAUCCAGGCAUUGCUUAUGGUUUGGCAGGGACUAUUUUGGCCGUCGAAGUCUGCUGUGGCAGUUUAAUAAAGAGGGUAAUGCUGUUCUUGCAUUGAGUUCUGUUAGUUCUGCCUCUCAUCAUCCGUGGCUGGAAGUUCCAGCAUCGGGGAUUUUUCAGAUGAAUCUGCAGGAUUGUGUUGCUCAUAAAUCUAUUACUUUAAUGUUGCAUCCUUGGAGAUUUCCUCCCAGACAAAAUGUAGUUGGAGAAGUAGCCCCUGGAGAUUUAAGCAUGGUUUCUAAAUCUUUACCUGCUUAUGUGUCUCUUGUGAUGAAGAUAUCCACUUCUUUGAUAGCUCCUGUCAUUCCUUUAAAUAAGGAAUUUUCUGACAUGACAGUAGAAUCCCAAUCAUUUAGUUUUCCCUCGACUAUAGCCGAUGUGGAAGUUCUUCAAAAAUUUCUUACAGAGCCUCACAGGAAGGAAAGAGUCCAUCAGUUUAUUGAUGUAUUGAGUAGAGCUGUAAAGAAACGGGUUUUAUGCCUAAUGAGAAACAGUCAUCCAAUCAGAGAAGAAACAUCAGAGAAAGACCUGAAGAAAUCGUAUAUUGCCAUACUUUUUUCUGGUGGCCUUGAUUCUAUGAUUAUAGCUGCCCUUGCUGACAGGUAUGUCCCCUUGGAGGAACCAAUUGAUCUUCUCAACGUGGCCUUCGAAGUUACAGGCCAAGGUACCCAACACAAUUCCAUUAAGAAAUACAGCAAAGAGAAGAGACAAUUUCCCCCUUGUCAGGAAUGUUUAAAUGUCAAGAAUACUGCGACCAGUGACUCUUCUUCUUUUAAUGCUCCUGAUAGAAUUACUGGCAAGGCAGGAUUAGAAGAAUUAAAGAUAAUUAAUCCUUCAAGAACUUGGAAUUUUGUGGAAAUCAACGUUACGCUCGAGGAUUUAAAAGCAAUGAGAGUGAAACAUAUAAGACACUUAAUUUAUCCACUGGAUACUGUUUUGGAUGACAGUAUAGGUUGUGCCGUAUGGUUUGCUUCCAGAGGAGAGGGUCUGCUUACCAAUCAGGGAGCCGUUCAACCAUAUAAAAGCCCUGCAAAGGUUGUCCUUACAGGAAUUGGAGCAGAUGAACAACUUGCAGGGUAUUCCAGGCACCGAGUUUGCUUCAAAAAAAGUGGUUUUGAGGGUUUGACUGAAGAAUUAAGAAUGGAACUAAGUCGUAUUUCUUCUAGGAAUCUGGGUCGAGAUGAUAGAGUUAUUGGAGAUCAUGGCAGAGAAGCUAGGUAA